Molecule: messenger RNA, 2439 nt
Organism: Centruroides sculpturatus (bark scorpion)
Lineage: Eukaryota; Metazoa; Arthropoda; Arachnida; Scorpiones; Buthidae
Exons: 5
Coding region: 1071-1838 (255 amino acids)
Molecular function (GO): RNA binding
Source: RefSeq, a predicted model, not a curated record
UAAUAAUUUACAAUCAAAUUUGUUACAAUGUAAAUACCACGGCGAUUCUUGUCUUUUUAACCUAAUAGCAGCUUCAUGUUCUUUUAACCAUAUUUCCAAUUUCCUUCCUGUUUCUCCUAUGUAAUAUUUCAGUCUUGGACAAGCACACGAUAUCUUGUAAACGAUGCCUGUGAUUUUAAGUUGGACCCAUAGAUUGAAUACCACUGGUAUACAGAAUACAGAUAAAUUGAUCAAACGAUUGGUUUAAAGGUAGAAUUAAACAAAAUUUUUGUAUUAUGAGAGUAUGUUAAAUUGAUGUAUCCAUCUAUUACUUUAGAAAUGAUUAAAGAAACUAUUAGCUAUUAUCGCCAAAGGAAAGGAAUCGCUAUGGGAUCAGUUGUUGGACCAAAAUUGGCUGACAUUUGCAUGAUAGCAAUAGAUGAAAGGAUAACACGUAUAUGUAGACAAUAUGCUGAUAAUAUAUGAUUCACAAAUAAUUUCACCUAAAGACAUUGAGGAAUAUGCAAAUAAGUUGGAUAAGAAUUUAAAAUUUACAAGUGAGGAAGAACAAAAACCAAGAAAUGAAUUUUCUGGAUGUUAUUAUAAAGAGACAAUACAAAAAAAUUUUGUUCCAUAAGUAUGAAAAACCAUGCAGUACAAAGGAAACUAUUAAUUACAAUUCAUAUUGCCCUGUAGAAACAAAGAAGAAUGUAUUUGUAAUGGAAUUAAAAAACACUAAAUAGGGUGACGCUACAAUAAGACAUAGAAAUAGACAAGACAGCUCUUCAAAAAAUUUUUAUUAAAUAAUUACCCAAAGAAUACUGUAUGUAUUGUUUACAAGAUAUCGUGUGCUUGUCCAAGACCGAAAUAUUACAUAGGAGAAACAGGAAGGAAAUUGGAAAUACGGUUAAAAGAACAUGAAGCUGCUAUUAGGUUAAAAAGACAAGAAUCGCCGUGCAUAUGUAAAUGUAAUAAAUCUGAAUACCAGAAUGAAUGUAGAUGCAUGCUGGGAAGAGAUCACCCAGCAUAAAAAGAUCAACAACCGGCAGUUCAUUGUAGCCAAUGAUGAGGCUUGACUGUAAAAAAGCAAAAUGCAUUUGGAUUAUUUGAAUUUUUUGAGAAUGGAAUUAUUGGCAAUAAAGUUUUCUUUUUGUGAACGUUCUUGUAAAUUAUCGUCUAACAUGGAUCUAAACAAUUGGAAUCCGAUGGAAGAAGAUUAUAAUUCUCUUUCUUUUAAUUCGUACGACAGAGGAAAAGGUCAGGGGAUACCAAUUGAUCAUCAUCCAUCGUGGAAAAAUUCAGGACAUUCUCGGACUAUUACACUCUAUGUAGGUAGAAUACCUAUACAAAUUAAUAAAAAAGGCAUACAACUCCUGUUUUCGAAAUAUGGAAAAGUACUACGCUCCUAUCUUUGUUAUCCAAAACAUUCAGAAAUGAACACUGUUUAUGGAUUUGUAGACUAUGCUACUCUGAAAGAAGCAGAAAUGGCUAUAAGAGAAUUAGAUGGCAAACCACCUCUUAAUCUUCGAGUAUCAUUUUACAAGUCUUUUAAAGAAAGGCAGGAACAACAACUUAUUAAAGAAAAAGAAAUGAAUGAUUAUUUAGAAAAAUCUUUGUCAAAAACUGAUAAUCUUAUGAAGAGUGGUGACGAAGUAGCCGUUGUGAACGAAGCCUUGAAAGUUAAAGGUAUCGGACGUGGGAAAAUUUUUCUGAAAAAUACCACGUGUGGUAGUCUGCAAAAUCUUCCAGGUUUCAAAAUGACUAAAAGUAACAAUAAUUCAGAAGUAGAAAAUCCAGAUAAUAUGAAAGAAAGUAACUCUGUUUCUCCCAAAGCAUCAAAUAAUAAAAAGUGUAUAUGAGCGUUGGUAUCAAAGUUCAGCAUCGCCAACUCAACGGAUGUUAAUACCCUUUGGAAUGGUGUUCCGCAAAUUCAUUUUUUGUCUCCAAACUGAAAAAAAAAUUGGGUUACCUUGCCUUGUGCUUAAUUUACAAAAGAUGUAAAUGCCGUACUCCUAGAACCUAUUUCCAGUGUGACGAAAAAACAAAAGAAAAAGUUCACUACAAACGUUUUCGAACUGCUGUGAGUUGCUGUGAUUGAUAUUUUUUUUGUCACACCGGAAAUAGGUUCUAGGAGUAUGAUUUUUUAACACAUCCCGGUGUUAAUGUGGUUGUUGAUGUAAAUGCCAUUGACUGAGUUUAUUGUGACUUAGGUACUGUAUUACCUUCAUUUUACAAAAUAGAAAAAAUUUUAUCACUAUUUCGUACUGAUAAAUAAUAUAUCAUUUUGAUCCAUCCCUAUAAAUUUUCAUUCAUAUACUGUACUUGAAUUUACAUGAAGUAUCAAGAUGGGAGUUGUUUAUUAUUUUAAGAAAAUCUGCAAUUUUUAUUAGUUUAAAAGAAAAUUAAAGAUCACACUUCUAGCUCAGUUGUUUUUUAUUAAAAUGGAGUUCAGUAAAUGAG